UAUAGUGUGAUUGCUAGCUAGAGUGACGUCCCCUGAGGAAUUGGUAAUGUCCGGUUAAUUUCACAGUAAUAUUAACAUCAACACCAGGAGCAGCAUGGUGUCUCUUUGGCGGCGAAUUUACUGUUGGCGUCAUUAGUUCUGGUUAAGUCUAAACCAUAAGGAAAGAAAUGGAAAAGUCUGAUUCAAUGAGCAGUCUAUCAGCAUCUGACACUUCAAUUAGUUAUGCAAGUGAUGAACAUUCAGGGAGUCUCAUCAAUAACUUUGAAUCCUUCAGGACAGAGGGAGGGUACAGCGAUAUUACAAUCCGCGUGGAUGGACGGGAGUUCCCAUGUCAUCGGGUCAUUCUGGCAGCAGGUUCUGCCUAUUUCAAAUGUAUGUUCUCAUCGGGCAUGGAGGAAUCUUUCAAAAACACAAUAGAUUUAAAGCAAAUAGAUGCUCAUGUGUUUGAACAUCUUCUGCACUUCAUCUAUACUGGACGGGUACAGAUCACUGUGAGUAUCGUCGAAGAACUGUUUCGUCAAGCAUACCUGUUCCAAGUUACUCCCCUUGUAGACCUGUGUCUUAAGUUUUUCAAGGAGAACAUGAAUGAGACAAACUGUUUGGCAGCGUUGACCUUGGGGGAUAGUCAUGCUCACCGACCACUGUACGAGUUUGCUAAGGAGUAUGCUUGUCACCAUUUCCAGAGCAUCAGACAAGAUGAAGACUUCACUAAAUUGUCCAUAGAAUGUGUUGUAGACCUACUCAGUGACCGACGACUACAAUGUACCUCUGAGGAUGAAGUGUUUGAAAGUUCCAUAAAAUGGCUUGAUUAUGAACUAGAUAAUGAUAAUAGAAAAUCGUUCCGUUUUAAGAUAUUGGAGUGCAUCAAGUUUCCAUUACUCAGUCAAAUUUUUCUCUUAGAUGUAGUCACUAAGUCACCACAUGUGAUGCAGGAUGAGAGAGGGAUGGAGCUGUAUAAUCAUGCCAUAACAUACCAUAAUGUCCAUUCUAGACGAGGCAUGCUUCCUUCAUACCAGAUCACCCCCCGGUUAUCAUGCCCUAUGUAUGAAGCAGCAGUAUUGCUGGGUGGCCGCUUGUCAGAUGGUCUGAGCAAUGAGGUGGAAAGCUUCCGUGCAGAUACCAAACAGUUCACUACACUAAAACAGCUUCCCUUCAAAAAGAGAAAUGAAUUUGCAGUGUGUGCAUAUGCCGAUAACAUUUACGUUUCGGGUGGCUUGCGUAGCCAGGAGUUCUGGAAAUAUGACAGUGUGUUUGAAACUUGGAUUCGUGGUUCUAAUAUGAUGCAUGCAAGGAGGCGACAUGCCAUGACUGUAGUUGACGACUGUAUUUAUGUGCUAGGUGGAUUUGAUGAGUACAAUGUACUUGGUUCCAUUGAAGUGUGGAGGAGUCUGACCAACUGCUGGUCUGAGACCGGAACUCUUGUCCAUCCGGUGGAGAACAUGGGCUAUGUCUCGUACAACAAGAAAAUUUACCUGUUUGGAGGUAAAAACUGUGAGGAAAUUGUCACAGAUGUUGUGCAGUGUUUUGACACCAUCACAAACACUACAACUUUAUUAACACGAACACUGCCAGCUAGUGACAUGUGCCUAAAUGGGUCCAUAUUAAAUGGACAGAUUUAUGUAGUUGGGUUGGAGGGCUGCUUUAGAUAUACACCAGAUUCUGACACCUGGGAUGUGUUACCUGAUUUGAGUUGUGCACGUGACUUUGUGAGUUUAGCUGUUCUAGAAGAGAAGUUGUAUGCAUUUGGAGGAAGACGACGUGGAGCGAAAGACAACUUGUACACAGACAUCAUUGAGUGCUUUGACCCAGUUAAGAACAGCUGGGAUAUCUGUGGGAAUACCCCUAUUCCCAUGUACUCAUAUGGCUGUGUGCGAAUCAUGCUGCACAAGAAAAAGGAGCCAGAAACUGGCAUAAGCCAGGUAGUUCCACAUCAGAUACAAAACUAGUCAUUGUACAGAGACUAAAAGUGGCAUCACAGCCAAAUACAAAACUAGUCAUUGUACAGAGACUAAGAGUGGCAUCACAGCCAAAUACAAAACUUGUCAUUGUACAUAGACUAAGGGUGGCAUCACAACCAAAUACAAAACGUGUCAUUGUACAGAGACUAAGAGUGGCAUCACAGCCAAAUACAAAACGUGUCAUUGUACAGAUCGAGACUAAAAGUGGCAUCACAGCCAAAUACAAAACUAGUCAUUGUACUGAGACUAAGAGAGGCAUCACAGCCAAAUACAAAACGUGUCAUUGUACAGAGACUAAGAGUGGCAUCACAGCCAAAUACAAAACUAGUCAUUGUACAGAGACUAAGGGUGGCAUCACAGCCAAAUACAAAACUUGUCAUUGUACAGAGACUAAAAGUGGCAUCACAGCCAAAUACAAA
Molecule: messenger RNA, 2377 nt
Organism: Pecten maximus
Lineage: Eukaryota; Metazoa; Mollusca; Bivalvia; Pectinida; Pectinidae
Product: kelch-like protein 24
Exons: 2
Coding region: 168-1946 (592 amino acids)
Molecular function (GO): protein binding
Source: RefSeq, a predicted model, not a curated record